Drosophila gunungcola (fruit fly) is the source of this 1329-nucleotide messenger RNA. RefSeq names its product gustatory and pheromone receptor 39a (gene Gr39a). Lineage: Eukaryota; Metazoa; Arthropoda; Insecta; Diptera; Drosophilidae. The record is from RefSeq and is a predicted model, not a curated record. Bases 162 to 1277 code for a protein of 371 amino acids. Gene Ontology annotation, cellular component: dendrite; neuronal cell body; membrane. The transcript has 4 exons. Gene Ontology annotation, biological process: sensory perception of taste.
GUCAACGGAAGGAGUGAGGCCUAAUUUAAUAGGUUUCUGUGCCACACAGCAGACCUAAUCAAUUACCGUGAAAAUAUUGAUAUCGGGUAAAUCAACAAUGAAUUGUGACACCCAUCCGAUGGAUUGGUUAGUUGGCAGCGGAUGUCCAACUCGUCCGCAGAAUGUCCAACGUGUGCCGGGACCUACGACUGUAUCUCCGACUGCUGCACCUCCUGGGUCUGAUGUGCUGGCAUUUCGAUCCGGAUGGCUGUCAGCUAGUGAGCACGCCCCAAAAGGAGCGAUAUGCGUUGGUUUAUGCGGUCUUCAUUUUGGCCACUGCCACGGCAUGCUUCACCUUUGCACACCUCCAGCCGGAUCGCUUUCACAUACCCGUUUACAACCGGACGGGAAAUUUCUAUGAGUCCGUAAUCUUUCGCAGCACUUGUCUGGUGGUGAUGCUGCUCUACGUAAUUCUCUAUGUACGACGGCACCGGCACAGGCAAUUGGUUCAGCAUCUCUUGCGAUUGAACAGACGGUGCGUGGACAGGUCCACAGAUCGCCAAUUUCUGAACAACUUAAUACUGUACGGCGUGUUGUCAGCGGUCUGUUUUGGCAACUAUCUGUACGGUUAUAGUCGUGCCGGAUUGGCUGCCAUUCCUUUGGCCCUAAGCAUGGUGGUCCACAUCUAUGCCUAUCUGGUACUCUGCCUGCUUUUGGUGUUCUUUGUGUGCCUCAAGCAGAUUAUGGCUGCUGGCCUGGCUUAUUACAACCGGCAGUUGGGCCAGGGCGAACUGGUUGCGGGUCUUCAAGGCAGACAGCAGAUCCUGGCAGUGUGUGGCGGUGAGCUAAACGAGUGUUUCGGCCUGCUCAUGCUGCCCAUUGUGGCGCUGGUGCUUCUGAUGGCGCCAUCGGGACCCUUCUAUCUAAUAAGCACCGUGCUGGAGGACAUGUUCGCUCCGAACGAAUGGCUGACAAUGCUAUUGAUCUCCUCCACCUGGGAUACACCCUGGAUGAUCAUGUUGGUUCUCAUGCUGCGUACAAAUGGCAUUACGGUGGAAGCAAAUAAAACGGCAAAAAUAUUGGCCAAAGUACCUAGGACCGGUACUGGUUUGGAUCGAAUGAUUGAGAAAUUUCUAUUAAAAAACCUUCGACAACAGCCCAUUCUAACAGCCUAUGGAUUUUUCGCCCUGGAUAAAAGCACUUUGUUUAAGCUAUUUACAGCAAUAUUCACGUAUAUGGUUAUUCUGGUGCAGUUCAAGGAGAUGGAGAUUACUACAAAAACGACGAACAAAUUUUGAUCACUUACCGAAUCGUACGUUAAGCAGCCCGUAGCCUUUGAUCUAUAGUUUC